Xiphias gladius (swordfish) is the source of this 1716-nucleotide messenger RNA. It is a transcript of the gene trappc5, whose product is annotated as trafficking protein particle complex subunit 5. The transcript is spliced from 2 exons. Gene Ontology annotation, biological process: endoplasmic reticulum to Golgi vesicle-mediated transport. The record is from RefSeq and is a predicted model, not a curated record. Gene Ontology annotation, cellular component: TRAPPII protein complex; TRAPPI protein complex; TRAPPIII protein complex. Bases 124 to 690 code for a protein of 188 amino acids. NCBI's taxonomy places the organism in Eukaryota, Metazoa, Chordata, Actinopteri, Istiophoriformes, Xiphiidae.
GUCACGUGACAAGCUGACGUUCACCGUCGGAGCAGGAAGUAACACAAACGACAACAAAAGCAGGUGUAGUGAGCGAUCAUACGAACUGCCUUUGCACCGGUACAGCCGUUCAUUGAAAUCAUAAUGGAGACUCGCUUCACCAGAGGCAAGUCUGCCAUUUUGGAGCGGCCCCUGAGCCGGGCCAAGACCGAGGUGAGCGUGAGCGCCUUCGCCCUGCUCUUCUCGGAGGUGGUGCAGUACUGCCAGAGCCGAGUGUACUCGGUGUCCGAGCUGCAGGCUCGUCUGUCCGACCUGGGUCAGCGGGUCGGAGGCAGCCUGCUGGACGUGCUGGUGCUAAGAGAGAAGAACGGCAAGAGAGAGACCAAAGUCCUGAACAUACUGCUUUUCAUCAAGGUUUCUGUGUGGAGAGCCUUGUUCGGCAAGGAGGCAGACAAGCUGGAGCAGGCCAACGACGACGACAAGACCUACUACAUCAUCGAAAAGGAGCCCCUCGUCAACACGUACAUCUCUGUUCCUAAAGAGAACAGCACCUUGAACUGUGCAGCCUUCACCGGAGGGAUCGUAGAGGCCAUCCUCAACCACAGUGGCUUCCCCGCCAAGGUCACCGUCCACUGGCACAAGGGCACCACGCUCAUGAUCAAGUUUGACGAGGCGGUGAUCACCAGAGACAAGGCACUGGAGAGCAGAUAGGGGAGAGAUUGGAUGAGAGAUUGAGUGGGUGGAGGUAUGAUGUUAAUUUAAGUGCUGGAGUGUCUCGACCGCUGCAGACAGUGUUCAUUCAAGAGAACUUAAUCUGGAUGCAGAAAGAAAGGGAGAGUAGGGCUGCAGUUAACAGUUCUUUGGAUUACUGAUUAAUGUUCAGAAAUUUUUCUUGAUUAAUCGAUUGUUUGGUAUAUAAAAUGUCAGAAAACAGGGAAAAAUGUCCGUUACCAUUCAUAUCAUUACAUAUUCGGAUUGCUUGUUUUGUCCGAUCCACAGCCUGAAACCCAAAGCUAUUCAGUUUACUUUCAUAGACAUAAAAUAAACAGCAAAUCUUCAUAUUCAACAGGCUGGAACCAGUUGUCUUUUUUCUUUUUUGCUUUAAAAAUGUGUUAAUCAUCUAUCAAAAUUGUUGUCAAUUACCUUCCUAUUGCUCAACUGGUCGACUGACACUCAGCUAAUCGUUUCAGCACUAAAGGAAAGUAUACUGUAUACUGCUUUGAACGUAUCUGUUACUAAGACAUAUUUAUUGAUUAUUGAUUUCACUCCUUUGCAGUGAAAAGUAGGACUUUGCUAGACAAAUUCAGAAUGUAAACAUUACACCAAAAAGUCUAUUUAUUAAUCUGAUUAACAGCUGGUUAAUCUUGUGCUGCAUAUGAGGUUUUUGGGUGUUUUUUUGUUUUUUGUUUUUUUUUACAUCAUAUUAAGGGGAAACCGAACAAUUUCCAAGCUAAACAGCUGAUGGGAAAUUUUCCAUUUCCUCAUAUCAUCAUAUUAGUCAGAUAAAAGGCCUGAUGGGAUAAUAGUUGUAUCCUUCACAGACUGUCUGUACAUGUCUGUGUUAUGGGAUCAACACAAAACUGUAACACAGUCUAACAGGGAUGUGUUCAAAAGGUGGAGCUGCUUUACUCGUGUCACAUGUUAAGCCUGCAAUUUAAGCAUUAUUGGUGGCAUGUAUGUUUAUGCAAAAUAAUGUCUAUACCUGUAUUUUGUUCUGAUAAAACGUAAAUAAACACA